ACCCUCAAACCUCCAGAGCUUCCUGCGCCGAACCGAGAGGGGGUGUGAGUCCCUGGCUGGGUGUGUGAGGUGCUGCCUCUCGAAGGCCCCUGGGCCUCCACUUCCUGGGGAGGCCACACAGAACCAGGCAGCACACACGCCUGUGUCUUCUUCGCCCCGGCACGGCUGCCACGGCCCCUGCGUCGCAGCACCAUCCCGGCCAGGACAGCAUGCAGUGGGAGGUGCUCGUCAUCGCGGCCGUCCUGCAGGCCCAGGUCCCGCUCACAGAGGCACAGAGCUUCGGCUUGCUGGACCCCAAGCUCUGCUACCUGCUGGACGGGAUCCUCUUCAUCUACGGCAUCGUCAUCACCGCCCUGUUCCUGAGAGAGAAGUUCAGCCGGAGGCCGGAUGCCGGGGACCUGCAGGGCCCCAACCAGGUCUACAAUGAGCUCAACCUAGGAAGGAGAGAGGAGUACGACAUGUUGGACAAGAGACGCGGCCGUGACCCUGAGAUGGGAGGGAAACAGCAGCGGAGGAACCCGCAUGAGGGCGUGUACAACGCCCUGCAGAAGGAGAAGAUGGCGGAGGCCUACAGCGAGAUCGGGACGCGAGGCGAGAACCAGCGCCGGAGAGGCAAGGGGCACGACGGCCUGUACCAGGGGCUCAGUGCGGCCACCAAGGACACCUACGACGCCCUCCACAUGCAGGCCCUGCCCCCUCGCUAGCGGCUCGGGACCCCACCUCUCGCAGGCCAGACCUGCGGACGCCCCGAUUGUGGGGGACACAGGAGGAAGCACUGACGCCUGGUUCGCACCUGCUUCUCCCCACCUGAGUUCCUCCCUCGGACCAGACGCUUCACGUCAUCCUGUCGGCUCCACCCAGUCCCAGACCUUCACCCACAGAACGUCGGCCCUGCACCAGGCCGGGCCCAUCCUCCCGGAGCCCGUGGGGACCCAGGGGCCACGGUCUUACCUGGGGGUGCACACUCCUCAUGACAUCCCCGAGGAGCCCCCGAUGUCGGCCCCCGUCCACUCGUCUGUCCUGUUCUGUGGGUCCCCGAGUGGCUUCGCUCCUGCUGUGAGUUUGGCUUCUGUUGCCUCCCGCCCCCUUACUGCUCCGCAGCUUAGCAUGGGCCUAGGAAGGUCCGCAGGAGGGAUGCGGGGUGCCCGAGC
Molossus molossus (Pallas's mastiff bat) is the source of this 1151-nucleotide messenger RNA. RefSeq names its product CD247 molecule (gene CD247). Bases 210 to 704 code for a protein of 164 amino acids. The record is from RefSeq and is a predicted model, not a curated record. Lineage: Eukaryota; Metazoa; Chordata; Mammalia; Chiroptera; Molossidae. The transcript has 8 exons. Gene Ontology annotation, biological process: cell surface receptor signaling pathway. Gene Ontology annotation, cellular component: membrane. Gene Ontology annotation, molecular function: transmembrane signaling receptor activity.